Bursaphelenchus xylophilus (pine wood nematode) is the source of this 2773-nucleotide messenger RNA. NCBI's taxonomy places the organism in Eukaryota, Metazoa, Nematoda, Chromadorea, Rhabditida, Aphelenchoididae. The record is from the annotation of a GenBank genome assembly.
AUGACCGGUGGACUUCGAUCGAUUUGGAUUGUGCGGCAUGGCGAACGCGUGGACAACAUUGACCCCAGCUGGCGGCAGAAUCCGCCCCGAGGGGCGUGGGACGAUCCCACUCUCAGGUAAGUUGAAUCCUCUCUUUUUCCAAGCUAGGAUACCCUUAGAUCCCGAGGAACAUUGGUGAGCAACUGAUGGUGAAUGUUGUUCGAUGCGCAACAAGUUCGUUCUCUUCUUAUUUUUUCGUUUCCUCACUCACAAGACUUCACACACUUCCCAAAAUCCUAGCCACCUCUAAUCGUCGGAAUUUUCAGUGCUCGAGGCCAUCAACAAGCCAGAGAAGUCGGAGCUCAAUUAGCGAAGCAGCAUGAGCGAAUUGAUCAUGUUUUUGUUUCCCCUUUCACCCGGACAGUUCAGACCGCAAAUGGGAUUCUAGAGGAGAUCGAGAGAGCGAAUCCAGAGAUCUACAGGAACACCGGAGUCCCAAAGAUGAAUCUGGAGCCCGGGUUCUCAGAAUCACUUCAUGUUUGUCAAGCUACUCCCGGCCAUUUGAGUCCUGAGGAGCUCAAGUAAGCGUGUUAUUACUAUACAGUGGGGGACCUGAUCCAGUGGCAAAAAACCUACCAUUUUGCAUCCGGGAAGUAUCAAAAAUGUGGCAAAAUACCUCCCUCUCCAAGUGAAAAAACUUCGUUUUGAAGGGCGCGCCCUUUUCCUCACAAAAACAGCGGGCUCGCUUUUGAAAUCUGAGUUUUUUCACUUGUAGAGGGAGGUAUUUUACCGCAUUUUUUAUGCUUCCUGGAUGCAAAAUGGUACGCUUUUGCCACUGAAUCAGGUCCCUCACUGUAUCAGAUCGGAUGUCAAAAUACUAGGACAUCAUCCCCAGCCGAUUUUAUCCUUUAAUCUUUGCAGAGCUCAAUUCCCCCGUAUUGACCUCACCUACAAGCCUUUCCACACAAAACACUACGUCGAAACCACCUCCAUGUGCUGCCAGAAACGUAUAUCCCAAACUUUGGAGCACGUUCUGAGUAACUACAGCGGUAAGUGGAUAUGAAUAAACACAUGGGUCGAAUUUUCGGAAACCCGUUUGUCAAAAUAUCGACUAAACCAGACCGCAACCGGUGUUAUAAAUAACUAGAUUCACUCGUCCCAAAAAACAUAAAAUAUAACUGAAAUUUUCCAGGAAACAUUCUGAUUGUCUCUCACGGAUCUCCUAUCGGCGCUUGCCACGUAGCCUUGUCGGGUAAAUACUCUUACGUUGGCCAAUGCACCAUCUCCAAAUAUCGCGUCCACGAGCACAACGACAACCCCACUGACAACCGAGAGAACGAGGAGGAGGUGGACAAAGUGGCCAGAGAUUGGAUGGUUCUCAGCGAUAAAUACUUGUUCAAACCCCACUGUAUUGGCGACUCGUCGCAUCUCUCCGAUCGCACCAAUUUGCGGGACAAAGAGUGAGGAAUAUAACCCGAUUCUACUAGGGAUACUAACCGAAUAAAGGGCUGCGGACCUUGAACAUGGCUUUACUAACCAUCCUAGAGAAAUUUAGAACCAAAUGUUAUUUAUGACCUUAAACUAGGACCAUUAGCUGAACUUGCAUAAUAUUCGAUAAGUAAACGAGAUAACCGAAUGGCGUAACCCUCUGUAAUGCUUCCUUAGGCUAUAACAAACCACGAAAAUCAUCGUAUUUACACUUCGUCCAGUGGGGGACCUGAUCCAGUGGCAAAAAACGUACCAUUUUGCAUCCGGGAAGUAUCAGAAAAGUAGCAAAAUGUAUCCCCGUCCAAGUGAAAAAAACUUCGUUUUGAAGGGCGCGUGUUUGAAAUCAAAAUUUUUUUCACUUGGAGAGUGAGGUAUUUUGCUACAUUUUUGAUGCUUCCCGGACGCAAAAUGGUACGUUUUUUGCCACUGGAUCAGGUCCCCCACUGUAUCUUAUUUUACUCAGAUGGGGUAUACGCGAGAUUUUAGCUCGCUAAGGCCUAACUACAUCAUUAGUUAUCACUACCACACCAAAUGUUUUAUUUUCACCUUGCAUUAGACCACUUAAGACCUUACACAUCCCUUUAACUCCUAAAUUUUCCUCUUUAGACGCCACUCUUCCAAAUUACCCGCCCGUUUCUAGCAUCCACCAGGUCCUUCAUAGGCUCUCAUCGCUCAAAAAACUGAUACAUUCACUUGUCUCUAAACUUUCAAUUCUAUGAAAUCAUCGACUAGAAUAAACAUUUCAACAGUGUUCUCGAGUCCUCAAACUUUUCAAUUCAAAAAAUUUUCAAAGAUUCGAUAAAGUUCGAACAAAAAACUCGCUUCAAUCUAUAACAUAACUCAGCUACAGCCUGUAUAUAACGGCAAUGCUUACAAUUUCCACCGAUUUCUUUCCUUUCCUGCCUUCUAACCUUCCUUUCAUAACUACAGAUGGGUAACUGAUCGAGUGGCAAAAAAACGUACCAUUUUGCAUCCGGGAAGUAUCAAAAAUGUGGCAAAAUGCUUCCCUCUUCAAGUGAAAAAAACUCCGAUUCAAAACGAAGUUUUUUCACUUGGAGAGGGAAGCCUUUUGCCACAUUUUUGAUGUUUCCCGGAUGCAAAAUGGUACGUUUUUUGCCGCUGGAUCAGGUCCCUCAUUGUAUUUUUUGACGUUUUCACUGGAUUUUUUUGCAUUUUUCGCAUUUUCAGAUCGCGUUCGGCUUUGCUCAUAAUGCAGAAGCUGCUGUCGUUGCCGCUGAGGUCGACCUUUGACAAGUUGCACAAUAUUAACCCCGAGCCCAUUACGCAUGGAAUUGCUGGACAUUAA